AUGGAUCUGGGGUUGAACAAGGUCCAUGCUCUAGUGACAGGUGCGAGUGGAGGAAUUGGAUUCGCUAUCACGAAGCUCUUUCUUGAGCAGGGCGCCCUUGUCACCGCCCAUUAUAACACCGAGCCGCGUGGUCUUCAAGACUUGAAAGGCAAGCCUGAAUGGCAGGAGAAGCUCUGUAUUGCUGGGGCCGAUUUGUCGAAAGAAGAAGAUGUGGAUCUCUUAUUCAAGAAGGCGAGGUCAGAACUAGGAGACAUCACCGUGUUGAUUGUAAGUCACGGUAUCUGGCCGGAGAAUGACGCGCCUGUGGUUGACAUGGAGCUCCAACAAUGGCAGAACACCCUCGCGGUCAACUUAACAGGUCCAUUCUUGACAACUCGAGCAUUCCUUCGGCAGUUGCGCGAGCCCUCGACCAGGCCUGCGAUCCUUGAUAAAGUGGCAGUGAUCCUGAUCGGAAGCACUGCGGGGAAGUUCGGCGAGGCGGGGCACAUCGAUUACGCGUCUUCCAAGUCUGCUCUUCAGAUUGGCUUUUGCUUGACUCUGAAAAAUGAGAUCGUCAAGAUCGCGCCACGCGGGAGGGUGAAUGCCAUCGCUCCGGGCUGGGUAUCAACGCCGAUGGCAGCGAACGCGAUGCAGAACCCAGAGAUCAAAUACCGAGCAUUAGCAACCACACCACUGCGCAAGAUCGGUACACCUGAUGAUAUCGCCAUGCAGGUCGCUGUGCUCUCGUCGGCUACGGUAUCGGGGCAUGUGACAGGCAUGUGUGUGAUGGUUGAGGGCGGCAUGGAAGGUAGACUGCUGAACAAGAUGGAGGACCUGGCUUAG
Molecule: messenger RNA, 822 nt
Organism: Dacryopinax primogenitus
Lineage: Eukaryota; Fungi; Basidiomycota; Dacrymycetes; Dacrymycetales; Dacrymycetaceae
Product: NAD dependent epimerase/dehydratase
Exons: 8
Coding region: 1-822 (273 amino acids)
Source: RefSeq, a predicted model, not a curated record